Molecule: messenger RNA, 1361 nt
Organism: Orbicella faveolata
Lineage: Eukaryota; Metazoa; Cnidaria; Anthozoa; Scleractinia; Merulinidae
Product: cytosolic Fe-S cluster assembly factor NUBP2 homolog
Biological process (GO): iron-sulfur cluster assembly
Cellular component (GO): cytosol
Molecular function (GO): iron-sulfur cluster binding; ATP-dependent FeS chaperone activity; ATP binding
Source: RefSeq, a predicted model, not a curated record
AUGCGCGUCCAAGAUGGCGUAGAACAGCAGGCCGCACCGUAGUUCGAGGUUUGAAAUGUUAAAGUACUUUAGCAAUUGUUAAAGCUAUGGAAUCAGAUGGUGAUAAAGCAACCGCAGUUGGGUGUCCAUCAGAAACGGCCCUUGCAGGAAAAGCAAGUGUUUGUCAAGGAUGUCCAGGACAGUAUCUUUGCAGCCAACAAGGUGGGGUGGACCCAGACCAAGAGAUGAUUGAUUUGCGAAUGAAUGCUGUUAAACAUAAGAUACUCAUAUUGUCAGGAAAAGGAGGUGUGGGAAAAUCAAGUUUAGCUGCAACCCUUAGCAUGGCACUUGCUAACAUGGGUAAAAAGGUGGGACUUGUUGAUCUGGACAUCUGUGGUCCCAGUGUACCCAAGUUAAUGGCAGUAGCAGGGAAACAAGUCAUUAAUUCUCCUUAUGGCUGGACUCCCCUCAAAUCUCCUCAUUUUGAUGUGAAGGUCAUGUCAGUGGGCUCCCUUCUGCAGAAAACAGAUAGUGCGAUAAUAUGGCGUGGACCACGAAAAACAGGAUUAAUCAAGCAAUUUUUGAAAGAUACCUUCUGGGGAAGACUGGAUUUUCUUAUCUUUGACACGCCGCCUGGGACAUCAGACGAACAUCUCACGGUUGUCAAAGCGCUGAAGAACGUCAAUCCAAACGGUGCAAUUCUUGUCACCACGCCCCAAGACGUAGCUUUGGCUACGAUCCGUAAAGAACUCAACUUCUGCCGUAAGAUGGAUGUCAAAGUCCUGGGCAUCGUCGAGAAUAUGAGUGGCUUCGUUUGCCCUUACUGUCAGGAAUGCUCCGACCUGUUUUCAUCUGGCGGUGCUGACAAGCUCGCGAAUGAAUAUGGUCUUCGUUUCCUUGGCAAGAUUCCACUUGACCAGAACCUUUGCGUUUGCUGCGAACAAGGAUCGAACAUUUUCCAAACUUACCCAGAAUCACCCGCGGGAAAAGCACUGCAAUCUCUUGCGUCCAAGUUAACGGAAGAAUUGAAACAGGAAAUGACGUCAACGUGACGAGACAAUUUGAGGACUGUCAAUCAACUCCAGGUCUUGCAGAAAACGCUACGUGGAAGCGAAUGGGCGUGAACUGAAAAUGCUUCACGAUCAUAUAAUUAUCUACCGCCAUGAAAUUACGUGAAAACUGUGAUUUUAAAAGGACUCAUCGUUUGUCCCCGAGGAAAAGGGGACACGACAGUCGAAUGGAAGAAAUCAGCGAGUAAGCAGAAUGUGAUUUCAACCGCACGGGUGUCGUGAAGUUUUGAACAGGGUUACCCAACGACCGUUUUCUCUCGAAUGCUUUUUAAACGCUGUUUUAGGCUAUCUGGAGUACUUUUAAAGCUCUGU